Molecule: messenger RNA, 726 nt
Organism: Vigna radiata var. radiata (mung bean)
Lineage: Eukaryota; Viridiplantae; Streptophyta; Magnoliopsida; Fabales; Fabaceae
Exons: 1
Coding region: 1-726 (241 amino acids)
Source: RefSeq, a predicted model, not a curated record
AUGCCUUCUUAUGCAAAAUUUCUAAAGGAGCUCCUCUCUAAGAAAAGGAAGUACAUUGAAGAGGAAACAAUUGAGGUCCAGGGAAACUGUAGUGCCAUCAUACAAAAGUUAUUGCCUCCCAAGUUGAAAGAUCCAGGAAGUUUCACCAUUCCCUGCACUAUAGGGAAUAUCUCUGUUGGAAAAACAUUAAUUGAUUUAGGGGCCAAUAUCUAUCUCAUGCCACUCUUCAUGUUUGAGAAAAUUGAAUGCUUGGAACUUAAGCCCACUCGAAUGACUGUACAACUAGCAGAUAGAUCUCUAGAAUGUCCUUAUGGGGUAGCUGAAGACGUGUUGGUAAAAGUAGACAAGUUCCUAUUUCUUGUAGACUUUGUUAUCAUGGAGAUGGAAGAAGAUGAGAAUGUCCCUCUUAUUCUUGGGAGACCUUUUAUGAAGACUACAAGAGUUUUAAUUGAUGUGGAAAAUGGCAAGCUGAAGGUAAGAGUACAAGAUGAAGAAGUAAAUUUUGAUAUUUUUCAAGCCAUGUCUCACUCAAAGGAUGAUAAGGGUUAUUUCCAUCUUGACACUCUUGACAAACUAUGCAUGAUUCAAGAAAAAGAGGUAUGUGAUGCUCUUCCUCUGGAAGAAGCCCUUGAUGACAAUUUGACCAAGGAAGGCUUGGAUAAUUUUGAAGAAUUAAAAGAGGGUCCCUUGUUGAAACAGAGGAAAAAGUCAAGGAAAGGAAACUAG